Molecule: messenger RNA, 3565 nt
Organism: Pseudo-nitzschia multistriata
Lineage: Eukaryota; Bacillariophyta; Bacillariophyceae; Bacillariales; Bacillariaceae
Source: the annotation of a GenBank genome assembly
AGGAAGAACUUCCCUUCAAAUCUGGAUGUUUAUAUUUCCCAUACCAAUUGCUUYGCUUUUAUGAUGCUUACAAAAUAUUUUGCUUUCACGACCAAUCAAAAAAUGUACCUCGUUGCACGCCACUAAUGCGCAGCAUUCKUUGAACAAAGCUCCAUCACAAUGCACCCAUAAACCCUUUGAUAAUGGCCACGGGAAUGUUUCGAUAUUUUGGAACAGCAACGGUAACGGCCAGAAGYSAGUAGUACAGAACCUUCAAUGGAACCAAGCCGGUACGAGUGGGUGUGAUGCCGAAUCCCAUGGCGGAUCGAUACUCAUAAGACACAGAAUCGUAUCCGAUGCUGUUUUUCCUUCGCAUGGCAUAAUCUUUGGUGUAUCGGGGUCCACAAAGAAUCCCGAUGAUUACUCCGCCAAAGAACCCGCCGACAUUGGUGGCCAUACUAACAUUGUCCAUUAAAAAUGCCAACACCGCCAUGGCCGCCACACCCUGAGCCAGCUGGCCCGCAGUGCCGCCAYCGGUGCGACUGGGGUUGGCUCGGGCCAUCCGCGUGAGACAGACAAACAUCAAACCAAACAAACCGCAGAUUCCACCGUUCGCCCCCAGGUAUAUGUUGGGGUCAAAUAUGCGGUCGCUGCUGUUCAUUAGGUGCCCUAGGUUCCCCGCAAUUAUGCUUCCAAAAAAACAUGUCAGGUACAACGGUGCCCCCAAACCGCUUGCAAGCCAGGACGGCUGCCGAGCCAAAACGAAAAUGUCGAUGAAGAGAUGCGGGAGGCUGUUGUGAAAUAGCCCGGAUGUGAUAUACCGAUAGGAUUGCCGAGCUUUCGAAAAGACAGCAGAAAAACCAAAGGUAGUCGUCAGAGGUCCAGUAAUGGACGCCGAAUCCCAUAUCGAAUCGACGAUWAUUUCCAUUGCGUGGUCGGGCCAGUAGGAUGGAAAUUUUCGUUUGCAGUAUACAACCGUGGUUAUUACUUGAUAACAGUAGAUAAGAAUCUGCAACGCUAUCAACGAAAUUUUUGUCUUGCUUUUGAUCGCGGUAUCCAAUAACAUUUGGCGCCUAGAAAAUCUCCGCCGGAUGCGGCUUGUCCAGCGCAUGUCGUCGCCGUCCCAUUGAUCCAUUUGGAGGGACGUAUAUUCUSUUCGAUCCGGGAAGCUUGACUUUCGUAGGCAACGAYUUGAUGGGGUCUUUUGCCGGUGGAGGUUCUGAACCGACGGGACAAUGUAUCUCGAUCGUGCCCAUCCCUCCCUGUGUGAAGUGUGUACAACGGCAACAGCCAUCCCGGAAACACUCGAUUGCUGAAAKGCAUCGACAACCCUUGUCUCCACUAUGCAAAGGAGGACCAAGAAAUUCCUAAUUUUCUGUCUUGUAUUCAUGACUCUGCUACUUGAGACUCCAGUUAUGUGAUGCUCCUCCAGAACGGUACCCUACACUAGACUUUUUGGUCGUCGAGAAAGAAUGUAAGAAUGUUAUCAUCAGUUCUCGACGUCGUUGAUUCGUCUAGAGGGUUUUUGUGUUCAGUUGAUGAGAUGAUGUCACGGUGCGUUUUUAAAUUUUUCGAUGGUUUUUGAGAUCUUGCGUCUCAAACACCGUACAGUAUGCUAGUACUUUCCAUACCUAUGCAUUGUAAUUAGAUACGUACAGUACAGUGUACAGUGUGGGGUGAAAAAGUAAUUUUGUCCUGGUCUGCUCAUCGUACAGUAUGGUACUGUACUACGUCGUACCGUAGAUAGGGAUCGAACUUUCUGGACUAAUUCGUAGUAGUAAGUGCACAGUACCUCGUACGUAGGCACGAGCUAUUUUUUUCUUUUUCCAGAAUGCUCGUUCGAACCGCAGUUGUAACGCGCAGUACGAUCGUACCGUACKGUUAAAACAUCAGAAAUGUACAUCAUAAUAAUAAAAAUACUACUGUAAUAUUUUGACGCAGGUUAAGAGCAUUGUAGAAAAUAACAAUCAAAACCAUUUCAAUGCUACAACAAUUCUAGAGUCGUAAGCAGCCUGGCCGAUAUUGAUUGUAGGUAUGAAUAGUGGAUGCAUAGAUGAAAGACAGAAAGAAAAAGAAUAUUUAUCACUUCUUUGCAGAAGGGCCAACAAACUAAUGUAGUGUACUAUUCAUCAAUCGAAACGCUCUCGUUGUCUAUCUYCUCAAUUGGUCACAACAAUUCUCGAUGGUUCUUGUCCAUGGCGUAGUAUUUGCAAUAAUUUUUCUCGAUGCCAUCGGRGAAUAUAUAAUCUUGWUCCUCACUUUCAGAAGUAUCUAGGUUUGUCGCUUUCGUCAUUUCUAUAUCAGCUGCUGCUGUGCAUUGUUGAGUUUGAUCAAGAGAGAUGAAAAAAAAUACUUAUAAUACGUAAUUUGUUCAUCCAUCCAUCCAUCCAUCCAUCCAUCCAUCCAUCCAUCGUUCCUUCCUUCAUUCAUACCAAUUGCUUCUGCGCACACCCUAGUUUUUCUUCUCCCUGGUUGACUUAAGUGUGGGGAUUGGCUUUCUCGCAGCUCCCCGAAGUUCCAUCUGUUCCUUGAACUUCUUGACGUUGCAGAUUCCCGGAAAGAARUGCGGUUGACCAUUUCCAUAGCUAUCAAAGGCCGCGAACCAACGGUUCCACUUGUACUCGGGGGUUUCGGUUUCCUUGAAAUAGCAAAUCACGGGGAAGUCUUCCGAUGGGAAGAACCCAUAGUUGAUAAUGGUAUCAUACUUCCAGCGAUUGGGGGUUCCCGACACAUAAUUGUCGGGCUUUCGCACCAGUUCUGCCUUGCCGUUUUCGUAGUCGAGACGGGGGCCCCUGACGUUGUAGAAUUCAAAGGCGUCCUUUUCAAAAACACAACGAACGCGGGAMGUCUGGACCCACAGAAGAGUGGCAAAUAGAAUGUGAAAUCCACCCCCAAARAUCCCAAUAAGCGAUGGACUGCCAUCGGGCAUGUAGGCUUUUACGAAAAUCGAAAGAGCAGAUCGAAAUAGCAAAUAKCACUUGUCAGUCGCGUGCGAUGCCAUACGCUAUAAGUAUGUUGGGUAUCAUCAACAGCAUUGAAACAUGCAGUAAAWUAUAGAAUGCAUUGGCUCGGUCACGGAAUCAAGGCAUACAUAACAGUUUGCAACUGUAUUCUGAAGGGGAUCUAUCGUAAUACGAGACCAAUUAACGCAGGGCGRAACGCAAAGCAACACGAUUUAACAGAACGUACAAGGGUGGUACCACAUGAUGAGCGGCCCGAGAAGACCCACCGCCCAGGUAAGGAAGAAGCUCGGAGGCACAACGACAUCCUUCAUCAUCAUUCGGUUUAGCCUUGAAAACUUGGGGUCUACCACGGGAGUAGUCGUUUCGUGCACGUGCAACGGUUUGUCGGACCAGCUGUCCCCAGGCGGUGGCAUCGAAACCGCAUCGAGAGCGGUGGUUGCCGUGUGGCUGAUGGUAUGCAUGGGAGCAAAUGCCAGGCCCGUGCCGGCGCACASGGAAAGCAAUAGGAUACGAAGCUUCAUUUUGGUUUCUGUCUUGAUGUUUGAGGAGACUGGUGAUGUGUAAGAUCCAAUWCAACAGUGGAUAGAGAAGAAUGAUGCGAAGUGUUUAUUCGUAACGAAUAC